Messenger RNA from Girardinichthys multiradiatus, 2360 nucleotides. RefSeq names its product protein kinase, AMP-activated, gamma 3b non-catalytic subunit (gene prkag3b). The record is from RefSeq and is a predicted model, not a curated record. The transcript is spliced from 15 exons. NCBI's taxonomy places the organism in Eukaryota, Metazoa, Chordata, Actinopteri, Cyprinodontiformes, Goodeidae. Bases 862 to 2040 code for a protein of 392 amino acids.
CCUGAUUAACUCUGGGAAAACCAUGGAGCUAGUGGUGGAUUUCCCACCACACGCCGGUGAACAUCCAGGGAACUGACAGGUGUUUUAUGUUUUUCUUUUACUGAUAAAAACACAUCACAAACCAUUAUCACAAUGCACUGAGGCAUUAUGUUUUUUUCAUAAUUUUGAGCUACUUGGGAUGAUUGGUUCAUUGGGGAGAGGGAUUGCAAGAGCUAAAAAAGAUGAAGAGAGAACGGUGAUGACUGUGUCCAGACAUUGCAUGGGCAAGGAAAACUUUCCUAAAAGUGCUUGCUGUCGAGUUUUAUCCAGUUAGGGCCUAUGUUGCUUGCUCCAUGGGAUUGCUGAGGAGUUCUGGCUCGAUCUUCAUGACGAAGGAGUGAGUUGGAGUGGGCUUUCAAGGCCUGAGUUGGAGGAGCUAGGCUAGGCUAAAGCUAGCGCCGCCCCGGUCUGGGUGGACUGCCUUGUUAAGAGCCGAAGGAGGGAAGAGCCAGCCACACACCUGCAUCAUAGGGAGAGAGUCCGGGGAGUGAGGACAGUGUUUUAUGCAUUUCACCCAUUCGGGAGGAAGAGGAAAUACUUCAGACUGGCCUCCCAGCCCUCAGUCCAGAUUUAGACCUCAGUCUGUCCAAGGCGCUUGGAUCCAGCUGUCCAAAGGACAGAAUUCCCUCAUGAAACUCCUUGUUCUGCACGUCCUGUUCCUCCUCCUGACCCUUCUUACCAUGCCUUUACUUCUUUGUCUUCAUCACCUCUUCAUCUGAGAUGGUUGCCAAGCCUCGAUUGCCUUUCUGCACAGACGGUUGUGUCCUUUUAUACCCACAACUUCACCGGUUGGUUCUACAGAGGUAGAUCUCUCUCUUGGCCAUGGAGCCCUUUGCAGAGUUUCCCCUUUUUGAGAUGGAUGAGUAUGAGGAAGACGAUGUCCUCUCCAUAAAGAGCAAAGGUGCCUGUACAUAUGUUACAUACCCCAUGGCGCCUUCUGCAGGAACAGAUCCUGACACCUGCAUUUACAUGAACUUCAUGAAGAGUCACAGUUGUUAUGAUGCCAUGCCCAGAAGCUCCAAACUGGUCAUCUUCAACACAACGUUACAGGUGAAGAAGGCUUUCGUUGCUCUGGUGGCAAACGGUGUGAGGGCAGCACCACUGUGGGACAGCAAGCUGCAGUGUUUUGUAGGUAUGCUAACUAUUACGGACUUCAUUAACAUCCUCCAUCGUUACUACAAGUCUCCUCUGGUCCAGAUCUACGAACUGGAAGAACAUAAGAUAGAGACAUGGAGAGAAAUCUAUCUUCAGUAUUCAGUGAACAGGCUCAUCAGCAUCAAACCUGACUCCAGUUUGUUUGAUGCCAUCUACUCCCUGUUAAAGAAUAAGAUCCAUCGGCUGCCAGUUAUUGACCCAGCUUCUGGAAAUGUCCUCCACAUCCUGACUCACAAGCGCAUCCUCAAGUUCCUUCACAUCUUUUUAAGGGGAUCCAUGAUUCCUAAACCCAGAUUUCUUCAAAAGCAGAUCAGUGAGGUGCCAAUUGGUACAUUUAGGCAGAUUGCAACAGUCCAGGAAUCUGCAUCUGUCUAUGAAGCUCUGGCUACUUUUGUGGAGAGAAGAUUAUCAGCCCUGCCUGUGAUUAAUGAGCAAGGUAAAGUGGUGGCUCUGUACUCCAGAUUCGAUGUUAUUAACCUUGCUGCCCAAAAACGUUACAAUAAUUUAAACAUGACAAUGAAGGAGGCCAUUGCAUCAAGAUCCUGCUUUGUGGAAGGAGUUCUUAAGUGUUAUCCACACGAAACACUGGAGACCAUCAUUGACCGUAUAGCAAAGGCUGAGGUUCAUCGACUAGUUUUGGUGGACAGAGAGGAUGUGGUGAGAGGGAUUGUCUCUCUGUCUGAUAUUCUACAAACCCUGGUUCUCACUCCUGCAGUGUCAUCAUAUCCUUCUCCAAAAGGGCCAGCAUUUCCCAGUCAGAUAUUUACAAGUGGCCAACCUUCCAAGUGUGAAGAAAACAAGAUGGUGGCUGAUGAUGUAAAACAGGGCAAACUAAAGGCCAGUUAAGCAGUUUCACAACAGCAAAGGAGCACGAUGUGUAAAGUGAAGACUGAUGAAUUCAGCCUUCACAUGAGGUUGAAUGUCCAUUUGAUGUCUCAGGUAGACCUUCAUGAUAGGUAACAGAAGAAGAUCAGAAACUGAAGAUACACAUGAAAACACCAUUAAACUGACUUUGAUUUGAGAUCGGUUUGCUGCCAAGUGGUGGAUACAGCAGGUUGAAAGAAAAUAAUUCCCUAAUUGAAAAAGCAAAUGUUGGAAGUGUGAUGAUGUUCACUGAAAUGUGCCUACAGUCUGUGAAAAAUAAAUGUGUUGCUUUGUUUUGGUUA